AUGUCAGAUGAUGACAACAAAGUUACUGGAACAAAGAAAUUUGUGGAAAAAUAUAUCCGCAGCAUAUUUAAAAGGACAAGCAAAGAGGACGUGAUGUCGUUCACUUUUGAUAAAGCCAAUGGGGAGAUGAAAGACCGUUGUCCUUUGUUUUGGACUAUCUUAAGAGCAGCAUCUACACCACAUAAUUCUAAACCCAGAUCAGAAGAUAGUGAUAUCUAUUGGCAGACUUCAGUAGUGACUGCUGCAUCGAUAUGUCUGAAAAACAGAUCACAGAGAAUGACAGUUGUUCAGCUAUUGAUUUCAUUGAUAAUAAAUCACUCAUC
Paramuricea clavata is the source of this 323-nucleotide messenger RNA. The record is from the annotation of a GenBank genome assembly. NCBI's taxonomy places the organism in Eukaryota, Metazoa, Cnidaria, Anthozoa, Malacalcyonacea, Plexauridae.